CCGUUGAUAUACAUGCAAUCACACGAGAAGGAAAUAAACCGCCUCAAAUUGUUUUGGUGAUUCAGUUUCGGCCGCCUAUUGGAAGGUAUUGUAUAGAAUUUCCAUCAGGUCUUAUUGAUGAUAAUGAAACAGUGGAAACCGCAGCGCUUCGUGAACUUCAAGAAGAAACAGGAUAUUAUGGUCAAAUAACAAGAAUAUCAGAGCCUAUUUGUUACGAACCUGGGUUGACAGAUUCAUUGACUAAAAUAAUCGACAUGGAGAUUGAUCUGACUUCUAUCGAAAAUAUCAAUCCUAAAAAAAAAUUGGAAGAUGAUGAAUGGAGCUUACAGACGAUUCAAAUUCCCUUAGAUAACUUAUACGAUACGUUACAAAUUGCAACAACUGCAUUCUGA
Messenger RNA from Funneliformis caledonium, 392 nucleotides. Lineage: Eukaryota; Fungi; Glomeromycota; Glomeromycetes; Glomerales; Glomeraceae. The record is from the annotation of a GenBank genome assembly.